This is a messenger RNA of Peronospora matthiolae, 201 nucleotides long. The record is from the annotation of a GenBank genome assembly. NCBI's taxonomy places the organism in Eukaryota, Oomycota, Peronosporomycetes, Peronosporales, Peronosporaceae.
AUGAAAAGGUCACCAGGACUGGCCCCAGUAAUGUCCGGUGACCCUCUCGGUUCGUGCUCGAUGAACUCGAUGCCUGCAUACUGCAUGGACGCCCCGAAUGGCAGCCAAAAGCACUUGUUCAAACUCUCGCGUCGCCAUUGCGCGAAGUUGACGGAUGCAUGUAGCCAAGAACUGGACGUGAUGAUUGCCGUGGCUGCCUGA